GGAACUAGGAGACCUGGGGAGAGAAAAGGGGGAGGCCGGGGGUGCUUAUUGGGCCACAGGGCGGGGCUAACCCCCGAGGUCAGCACGCCCUGGAUAAAGGGCUGCAGAGCCAGCACAGGUGGCAGAGUCUUCGUUCCUUGAGUCGCCUCAGGACCUUAGACAUGAAGCUCUUCAUCCCCGCCCUGCUGUUCCUCGGGACACUUGGACUGUGUCUGGCUGCCCCUAAGAAAGGGGUUCGAUGGUGUGUCAUAUCCAAAGCAGAGUAUUCAAAAUGCCGCCAGUGGCAAUCAAAGAUAAGAAGAACUAAUCCCAUCUUCUGCAUAAAGAGGGCUUCUCCCACUGACUGUAUCCGGGCCAUCGCGGCAAAAAGGGCAGAUGCUGUGACCCUUGAUGGUGGUUUGGUGUUUGAAGCAGGCCAGUACAAACUGCGGCCGGUAGUGGCGGAGGUCUACGGGACAGAAGAGAAUCCCCAAACCUACUAUUAUGCUGUGGCUGUAGUGAAGAAAGGUUUCAACUUUCAGCUGAACCAGCUACAAGGUCGAAAGUCCUGCCACACAGGCCUUGGCAGGUCUGCUGGGUGGAAUAUCCCUAUAGGGUUACUUCGCCGGUUCUUGGACUGGGCAGGGCCACCUGAGCCCCUCCAGAAAGCUGUGGCCAAAUUCUUCUCUCAGAGCUGUGUGCCCUGCGCAGAUGGAAAAGCGUAUCCCAACCUGUGUCAGCUGUGCAUAGGGACAGGGAAAGAUAAAUGUGCUUGUUCCUCCCAGGAACCGUAUUUUGGCUAUUCCGGUGCCUUCAACUGUCUGCACAAAGGGACUGGAGAUGUGGCUUUUGUCAAGGAGAGUACAGUGUUUGAGAACCUGCCACAGAAGGCUGACAGGGACAAAUAUGAGCUACUCUGCCCAGACAAUACUCGAAAGCCAGUGGAAGCAUUCAGGGAGUGCCACCUUGCCCGGGUCCCUUCUCAUGCUGUUGUGGCCCGAAGUGUGAAUGGCAAGGAGAACUCCAUCUGGGAGCUUCUCUACCAGUCACAGAAAAAGUUUGGAAAAAGCAAUCCACAGGAGUUCCAGCUCUUUGGCUCUCCUGGUCAGCAGAAGGACCUCCUGUUUAGAGACGCUACCAUCGGGUUUUUGAAGAUCCCCUCAAAGAUAGAUUCUAAGCUGUACCUGGGCCUCCCGUACCUUACUGCCAUCCAGGGCCUGAGGGAAACGGCAGCGGAGGUGGAGGCGCGGCAGGCGAAGGUAUUGUGGUGCGCCGUGGGUCCAGAGGAGCUGCGCAAGUGCCGGCAGUGGAGCAGCCAGAGCAGCCAGAACCUGAACUGCAGCCUGGCCUCCACAACCGAGGACUGCAUCGUCCAGGUGCUGAAAGGAGAAGCUGAUGCUAUGAGCUUGGAUGGAGGAUUUAUCUACACUGCGGGCAAGUGUGGUUUGGUGCCUGUCCUGGCAGAGAACCAAAAAUCUCGCCAAAGCAGUAGCUCAGACUGUGUGCAUAGACCAACACAAGGGUAUCUUGCCGUGGCGGUUGUCAGGAAAGCAAAUGGUGGUAUCACCUGGAAUUCUGUGAGAGGCACGAAGUCCUGCCACACUGCUGUGGACAGGACAGCAGGCUGGAACAUCCCCAUGGGCCUGCUUGUCAACCAGACAGGCUCCUGCAAAUUUGACGAAUUCUUUAGUCAAAGCUGUGCUCCUGGGUCUCAGCCGGGAUCCAAUCUCUGUGCACUGUGUGUUGGCAAUGACCAGGGCGUGGACAAGUGUGUGCCCAACAGUAAUGAGAGAUACUAUGGUUACACCGGGGCUUUCAGGUGCCUGGCUGAGAAAGCUGGGGAUGUGGCGUUUGUGAAAGAUGUCACUGUCUUGGACAACACGAAUGGACAGAACACUGAAGAGUGGGCCAGGGAAUUGAGGUCAGACGACUUUGAGCUGCUGUGCCUUGAUGGCAGCAGGAAGCCUGUGACUGAGGCUCAGAACUGUUACCUGGCUGUGGCCCCCAGUCAUGCUGUGGUCUCUCGGAAGGAAAAGGCAGCACAGGUGGAACAGGUGCUGCUCACUGAGCAGGCUCAGUUUGGAAGAUACGGAAAAGACUGCCCGGACAAGUUUUGCUUGUUUCGGUCUGAGACCAAAAACCUUCUGUUCAACGACAACACGGAGUGUCUGGCCCAACUCCAAGGCAAAACAACAUACGAAAAAUAUUUGGGAUCAGAGUAUGUCACAGCCAUCGCUAACCUGAAACAGUGCUCAGCCUCCCCGCUUCUGGAAGCCUGUGCCUUCAUGAUGAGGUAAAACCGGAAAAGAAGCUGCCCCGCCUCCCCAGGGGCCUCAGCUUUCCCUCCUCCCGUCUUGAUUCCCAGCUGCCCUGGGCUGCCUCUCUCCCUUCCUGAGGGCAGACUUUGUUCAGCUCAUCCGUUUUCACAAUUCCCUGCUGGCCUCUUAGCAAGAAAUAAAAUUAGAAAUUCUGUUGAUGUUCA
Messenger RNA from Phacochoerus africanus (Common warthog), 2461 nucleotides. RefSeq names its product lactotransferrin (gene LTF). Gene Ontology annotation, molecular function: iron ion binding; serine-type endopeptidase activity. Bases 162 to 2276 code for a protein of 704 amino acids. Gene Ontology annotation, biological process: antifungal humoral response; iron ion transport; regulation of cytokine production. The record is from RefSeq and is a predicted model, not a curated record. Gene Ontology annotation, cellular component: plasma membrane; extracellular region; recycling endosome. The transcript has 17 exons. Lineage: Eukaryota; Metazoa; Chordata; Mammalia; Artiodactyla; Suidae.